AAAAAAAAGACGGGAGAAAUUAAAGAGAGCAAAGGCAAUCUCAUCCCUAUCCCUCUCUUGCGGCGGCCCUGCGAGAUCUCUCUCGCUUCUGCCUACCUAUCGUUUUCACAGCUGAGUUUCAAUCGCCGGCGCACCUUAUCGGUACCGAUUCAGUUUGAAUUAAGGAUAUAGGGUACAAAUUAUAGGCUCUGAAUAGCUACACGACCUUCUGCAAAAUAUAAAAUGGCACACCGAUUGCUAAGAGAUCAUGAGGCUGAUGGCUGGGAACGCUCUGACUUCCCUAUCAUUUGUGAGUCAUGCCUUGGUGAUAAUCCAUAUGUUCGAAUGACUAAAGCAGAUUAUGAUAAGGAGUGCAAGAUUUGUACGCGGCCAUUUACAGUCUUUAGGUGGAGGCCUGGUCGUGAUGCAAGGUAUAAGAAAACUGAGGUUUGUCAAACUUGCAGUAAGCUGAAAAAUGUUUGUCAAGUCUGCCUUUUGGAUCUUGAAUACGGAUUGCCAGUUCAAGUUCGGGAUACUGCUCUUAGUAUAAACUCCAAUGAUGCCAUUCCUAAGAGUGAUGUGAACAGAGAGUAUUUUGCUGAAGAGCAUGAUCGCAGGGCAAGAGCUGGUUUAGAUUAUGAAUCGUCUUAUGGGAAGGUACGGCCAAAUGACACUAUUAUGAAGCUUCAGAGAACAACACCAUACUACAAAAGAAACCGAGCACAUAUUUGUAGUUUCUAUGUGCGGGGUGAAUGUACUAGAGGUGCCGAGUGCCCUUAUAGGCAUGAGAUGCCGGAAGCUGGGGAGUUGUCUCAGCAAAAUAUAAAAGACCGCUACUAUGGGGUGAAUGAUCCUGUGGCACUAAAGCUACUUGACAAGGCUGGUGAAAUGCCUUCUUUGGAAGCUCCCGAGGAUGAAAGCAUCAAGACACUUUACGUGGGUGGGCUGGAUAAAAGGAUUACUGAACAAGAUUUAAGGGAUAACUUUUAUGCCCAUGGUGAAAUUGAAUUGAUAAAGAUGGUCCUUGACAAGGCAUGUGCUUUCGUUACGUACACAACCAGAGAAGGUGCUGAGAAGGCUGCAGAAGAGCUUUCUAGCAAGCUAGUCAUAAAGGGUCUUAGGCUAAAGCUAAUGUGGGGUAAGCCCCAGGCACCAAGACCCGAUUCAGAGACCUCGGAUGGAGCCAGGCAGCAAGCAGCUGUGGCUCAUAGUGGAAUGUUGCCCCGAGCUGUAAUAUCUCAGCAGCAGAAUCAAUUCCAGCCAUCUGGGCCUGGCAUGCAGGACCAACCCCCACCUAUGCAGUAUUUUAACAUCCCACCACCACCUCAGCUGGACAGAGCCUACUAUCCAUCAAUGGAUCCUCAAAGGAUGGGUGCCCUGGUUCCGUCCCAUGAUGCGGAGAACAAACCUGGACCAGAAAAACAAGGACAACAUUAUCCCUAUCAAGCUAUGCAGCUGCCACCACCUGGACAAUAUCCUCAUCAGCAUUAUCCACCAUAUGGGUACAUGCAACCAAUGCCACCUUAUCAGCAGUAUCCUCCAUAUCAUUCAGCAAUGCCUCCGCCUCGUGGCCCAUUGCAACAGUAUCAACAUUCUGGGCCACCAAGGCCUCCACCACCUGCGAUUGCCCCUUCAACAAGCGCACCACAAGCAUCUACAUCAUCAUCCGGUUCUGCCCCUGCAGCGCCAGGUCCAUCAGCUGAGUCUGGUUCAUCUCAUUAGUUAAGGUUUCACAAACUGUUGCUUUUGCUAAUGUAAGAAUAUAACCUGGUAAUUGUCAGCAUUAUUGUCUUGACUUCAAAAACAUAUUUGCUUAUCUUUUUUUU
Messenger RNA from Hibiscus syriacus, 1805 nucleotides. Its product is annotated as zinc finger CCCH domain-containing protein 40-like. Lineage: Eukaryota; Viridiplantae; Streptophyta; Magnoliopsida; Malvales; Malvaceae. Gene Ontology annotation, molecular function: pre-mRNA binding; metal ion binding; U6 snRNA binding. The transcript has 5 exons. The record is from RefSeq and is a predicted model, not a curated record. Gene Ontology annotation, cellular component: U2-type catalytic step 2 spliceosome; Prp19 complex; U2-type catalytic step 1 spliceosome. The coding region runs from base 223 to 1701 and encodes 492 amino acids.